CCUGAAGGUCCGCCGACCUUCUGUAGACUCUGGGCCAGCCAGGAAGGGAGCAUGGCCGGUUUCCAUCUCUUCUCCCCAUGGUCCUAUGGGGAGCUCGGGGAACCCUUGCUAGCUGGAGAGCAGGAGUUCGCAGCCCAGCUGGGCUGGCCUGAGCUGUCUCUGAGUCCCUGGGCCCAGACUCCUGGCGCUGAGAUCGAGACCGAGGUGCCCUGGGUGCACCCGAAGUGUUCGCCCACUGGGCGGUCCCGCCGGCGUGGGUAUAUGGCCUCGCCACGAGAAAGCCACAGCCUGACACACGUGGCCCGGAGACCCUCGGACCGAGCCAGGAAGCACAGGUCCGGCAGCCUCUGCCUGGAAGAAGCCAGCGAGGAGGCACCGACCAAGUCCAGCAGAACUUGGCAGCAGCAGCAGCAGCCAAGGGAUCAGCCCGGCCCGCGCUACCCUGCAGCCCGGGGAGAUUCGUCCCCGCAGUACACCCGGGAAGCUUUCAGUCCCCCAAGUGCUGGGACGUUGCUUGUAGAAAAGAUUCACCCUGGAGACCGGUGGGCAGUGCCGGUGUGCAGACGUGUAGGUCUCUGGUCCCCUUCCUCGGUUCUCACCGACAAGUCCUCUGUGCACUCCCUAGAGUUCUGUAAACAAUCUACCCAGAAUAGGAGUAACCGCGACCUGACUGAGUCCUUAAACAAGUACGACUGUCCCUCUGCUUCCGGCAAAGAGAAGAGUAGCCAGCACGCUCAGGUCCUCAAGAGCAAGUUGGACGAGGCGGUUAUAUCUUUGAGGGACCAGAAGAUCUUGGCCCUGGUGCUGAGCAGGCUCAAGAAGGCUCAGAGGAUGCGAGAGCUGCAGCAACAGGCUGCAGUCGCCUGGGAAGAGCUGAAGCGCUCAGACCAGAAAGUUCACUUGACCCUUGAGAGAGAGCGCAAGCUGCUGCUGUUGCAGAGCCAGGAGCAAUGGCAAGGACAGAGGGAACAGCACAAGCCUCAGAGGGGCCAUGGCCACGAGCAGCCUCGCCAGGGGCACAAGCAGCAGGGACCGCGGUGUGACCUCCAGGCAAGGAGCGCGAUUCAGUCGGAGAACGAGAGUGAGUGGAUGGUGCAAGCUGAUAACCCGGAGAACCGAGGCCUGGACAAGAUGGAUAAGGUGCAAGCUCAGGCCGAACAUCUCAAACAGUGUCAAGCGCAGAGUCUGCGGGAGCAGGAGAGGGUGCUGCAGAGUGUUCGGGAUCUGAACAGGCUGCAGCUGCAGAAGAGGCUGGAGAUAGCGGGUCACAAGAGGGAGCAUGUGAUGGCGGAGAGCCCGAAGAAGGUCCAGGAGAGCAACCUGAGCACCAUUGUCAACUUCCAGGCCCGCAAGGUUCUCAUGGACUGCCAGGCCAAGGCGGAGGAGCUCCUCAGGAAGCUGUCGCUGGAGCAGAGUUCCCAGAGCUCCCAGGACAGCCAAAAGGGUCUGGUGAAGGAGCAGCGGCACAGAGAGAAGCAGGCGAAGGCCCAGACGGAGGCAGAGCAGUUCCAGAGAAGGAGAUGGCACGCCGAGGAGGCAGAGGAGCUGCUCCAAGUGAGCAAGCGGGUGCUGGCAGAGCUGGCUGAACAGGAGAUCAGGCAGGCCAGGAGUCAUGCGCACAAGACCACCAAGGACAGGGCGCAGCACCAGCAGGAGCUGAACAUCCUGCGCGAGAGGAACCAUCAUAUCUUGAAGCUGAAAGCAGAGAAGGAGGAGAAGUGUCACAUUGAGGGCAUCAAGGAAGCCAUCAAGAAGAAGGAACAAAGGUUAGCGCAGAUGACCUCAGGGAAAGAUCCCAUUUUCCAGGAGUAUCAGAAGGGUCCCGCAUCCUCCAAGAUAAACCGCUGUUUUGACCAGGCGGCAGCAGAGCCCCAGCUGCCCGUGCACCUGCAGAGUGGAGUCUACUGAGAACCCAGGAGGAAGCAGGCACAGCCUGGCAGCCAGAGACACCAUCAUGCAAUUCCGCUUUAUAAUCCGAUUUUAAUCAAGCAUUGAUUUUUUAAAAAGUAUAUAAAAUAGCUGCAUUUUC
Molecule: messenger RNA, 2029 nt
Organism: Mus pahari (shrew mouse)
Lineage: Eukaryota; Metazoa; Chordata; Mammalia; Rodentia; Muridae
Gene: Ccdc185
Product: coiled-coil domain containing 185
Exons: 1
Coding region: 52-1908 (618 amino acids)
Source: RefSeq, a predicted model, not a curated record